This is a messenger RNA of Macadamia integrifolia, 2513 nucleotides long. RefSeq names its product villin-2. Lineage: Eukaryota; Viridiplantae; Streptophyta; Magnoliopsida; Proteales; Proteaceae. Gene Ontology annotation, biological process: actin filament severing. Bases 273 to 2498 code for a protein of 741 amino acids. The transcript has 19 exons. The record is from RefSeq and is a predicted model, not a curated record. Gene Ontology annotation, molecular function: actin filament binding.
AAGAGAGAGAGAGCAAUAAUUCACUUUUAAGUAUCCCUUUGCCAGCCCGUCAAACGUCUCCAUUUCUCAUCUCUUACAGCUCCUCGCUAUCAUCGUCUGCUUUGCACAGAGAAAGAGAAAGCGAGAAAGCGAGAAAGCGAAACAAGAGAUCUCAGCAACCCAAAUAUAGUUUUUUGGUUUGGGUUGUCAGAGUUUUAGAAAUCAGAAGGUACAAGUGAAAAGAGCAUCUCUUUAGUCUGAUAAGGGAAAGGAGUCGAGAAAGUUUCCACACAAUGGCUAGCUCUACAAAAGUUCUGGAUCCUGCAUUUCAGGGAGUUGGUCAGAGAGUAGGGACUGAAAUUUGGCGGAUUGAGAACUUUCAGCCAGUUCUGUUGCCAAAACCUGAACAUGGUAAAUUCUACAUGGGGGAUAGUUACAUUGUUCUGCAGACUUCUUCUGGAAAAGGAGGUUCUUAUCUAUAUGACAUUCACUUUUGGAUUGGAAAGGAUACAACUCAGGAUGAAGCUGGAACUGCGGCAAUAAAGACAGUUGAACUUGAUGCAGCCCUUGGAGGGCGGGCAGUUCAGCACAGAGAACUCCAAGGGCAUGAGUCGGACAAGUUUUUGUCAUACUUUAAACCAUGCAUUAUCCCAUUAGAGGGGGGUGUUGCUUCUGGAUUCAAGACACCUGAGGAAGAAAAGUUUGAAACGCGACUCUAUGUUUGCAAGGGGAAACGAAAUAUCAAAUUGAAGCAGGUUCCAUUUGCCCGCUCUUCACUCAAUCAUGACGAUGUGUUUAUCCUGGAUACUGAGAAUAAGAUUUAUCAGUUUAAUGGUGCAAAUUCCAAUAUCCAAGAAAGAGCCAAGGCUUUGGAAGUGAUUCAGUAUUUCAAGGAAAAGUAUCAUGAGGGGAAAUGUGAUGUGGCAAUUGUUGAUGAUGGAAAGCUGCAGGCUGAAUCAGAUUCAGGUGAAUUCUGGGUCCUCUUUGGAGGUUUUGCACCAAUUGGAAAAAAGCCUCCCAGUGAAGAUGAUGUUAUUCUGGAGAAAACUCCUGGGAAACUUUAUAGCAUUACAGAUGGUGAGUUGAAGGUGGUAGAAGGUGAUCUUUCUAAAUCUAUGUUGGAGAACAACAAAUGCUAUCUACUGGACUCUGGUGCUGAGGUGUUUAUUUGGGUUGGCCGGGUAACACAAGUAGAGGAGAGAAAAGCUGCCAGUCAAGCUGCUGAGGAAUUUAUAACUAGUCAAAAUAGGCCAAAGUCAACACGCGUAACCCGCGUUAUUCAAGGGUUUGAGACUCAUUCAUUCAAGUCCGACUUUGAGUCUUGGCCAGUGGGGACAGCAGCCUCUGGUGCUGAGGAAGGAGGAAGAGGAAAAGUAGCAGCUCUUUUGAAGCAACAAGGCCUUGGUCUCAAGGGAAUUGCGAAAGGCACUACUCCUGUAAAUGAAGAUAUCCCACCGUUGCUUGAAAGUGGUGGUAAAACUGAGGUAUGGCGCAUCAAUGGCAGUGCCAAGACGCCAGUUCCAAAAGAAGAAAUCGGUAAAUUUUACAGUGGAGAUUGCUACAUUGUACUUUAUACAUACCACUCCGGUGAUAAGAAAGAGGAAUACUUCUUGUGUUGUUGGAUGGGGAAAGAUAGUAUUCAGGAGGACCAAAUGAUGGCUACUAGGUUAGCUAAUACAAUGUCCAACUCAUUAAAAGGGAGACCCGUUCAGGGCCGCAUUUUUGAGGGAAAAGAGCCACCACAAUUAAUUGCGCUCUUUCAACCUUUGGUUGUCCUUAAGGGUGGACUAAGUUCUGGUUACAAGAAAAACCUGGAGGAGAAAGGUCUGAAUGAUGAAACAUAUACUGCUGAUGGUGUUGCACUUAUUCGUAUCUCUGGAACAUCUGUGCAUAACAAUAAAGCAGUUCAAGUUGAUGCAGUGGCAGCAUCACUAAGCUCUGAUGACUGUUUCCUUUUGCAAUCUGGCUCUUCAAGUUUCAGCUGGCAUGGAAAUCAAAGUACCUUCGAGCAGCAACAGUUGGUCGCUAAAGUGGGAGAGUUCUUGAAGCCAGGAGUUACCUUGAAACAUGCUAAGGAGGGAACUGAGAGCUCGACCUUCUGGUCUCCUCUGGGAGGGAAGCAAAGUUACACAAGCAAAAAAGUGACACAAGAGACUGUUAGGGAUCCUCACUUGUACACUUUCUCAUUCAAUAAUGGAAAGUUUGAGGUAUCUGAAGUUUACAACUUCUCUCAAGAUGAUCUGUUGACUGAGGAUAUGCUGAUACUUGACACACAUGCUGAGGUCUUUGUUUGGGUUGGCCAGAGUGUGGAUUCGAGAGAAAAGCAAAAGGCUUUUGAAUUUGGCCAGGCAUACAUAGAGAUGGCCACAAAUCUGGAAGGGUUAUCUCCCGAUUUGCCACUGUACAAGGUCACAGAAGGCAAUGAGCCAUGCUUCUUCACAACAUACUUUUCGUGGGAUUCUUCCAAAGCUACUGUAUGUGCUGUGAUUAAGGAACUUCAAUGCUUUGCUUUAUCUUGAGGUCUUUCUGGUUAA